AUGUCUUCUGCUCCAUUAAGAGUGGAAGAGAAGCGCUUGGAAUCAACGGGUGAUCUGCGGGAUACUAAGAAUUUCGAUCAUCGUGGCACAGCAGACAAUGGCAAAGGGUUCGACUACAGGCUUGAAUCUGACAUUUUUGCGAAUGACAACAAUGACGUUGACAAGGACGGGGGGAUUGAGUUGGGAUACUUACCACCAGAUCAAAGACCAGGUAUUCCAGGAGAACUGCUGGCGCAUCUUGUAGAUCCAGAAAUUGACGAUGAUACGGAGGCAGGCGAGGCCUUGCGUGCGAAUGCCAACGUGAAAGUGGGGAAGGUGGGAAAAGCAGCACGUGGUUUAAACGCUCAAUCUGUGCGCAGAUUGGUAAAACGGGCUACUCUGCGUGGUAACAGUGGAAAUAAACGCGGCAAGCCUCCAAGAAUUCCUCCAGGAAUUACGACGGAAUCUUCGGGCGAUUUCGAUAUCGAACACGGUGAUUUCAACGAAGAUAUUGACGAUGGCCAGGGGUCCUUGUUCAAGGUUGAAGAUUUAGAUGCCAGUAUAGAUGAUGUUGCUGAACUUGCAUCCCUGAGUUCCGAUGAAACAUCAGGCGGAGGAUUGCCAGCAGCUGGUCGCGACAGCCAUGACCACCAAGACGCCGACUCAUUAAAGUUGGAACAAAGAAAUCCUGAUGUCAAAUCAGAGCGUUCAUCGGUGGCAAACGGGGGUGGAAUCGAACGUGUAAGUUCCAAACAAGCUAAAGAAGCCAGCCCCGGCGAAGAAGCAGAGGAUAUUCCUGUUGAAGUCGUUGCUGCAACAAUGGAAACUGGCCGAAAAUUGAUGGGUGCCAUCGAUCCACACAACAUGCUCCAGCUACAACGCUGGCGAAGGAAAAAUAGGAGAGGAAACAGAAAAACCCGAAAGUCGUAUGUCAAAGGGAAGGUGAUCGACGGUCGCCACGAAUUGUACACACUGUCAAUCGCUGUUAUGCUUGGAGUGAGGACAUCUAUUGCCAAAACGAACACGAUAAUUGCUUCGACAACAAGAGCAAAUGCUCUAACAGCGCAGGAUUUCAUGGCGGAAGAGAAGUAUGAAUUCGCUCCAAAGGGCUCUGAUAUAACACCACCACACAAACUUUCGCACACCUUCAAAUUUAAGGAUUACGCUCCUUUGGCCUUUGCAUACCUCCGGCGUAUGUUUGGAGUCAACGAGUUUGACUUUCUGCUAUCAGUUUGCGGCAAUGCUAAUUUUAUUGAGUUUAUCUCGAAUGCGAAGAGUGGUCAGUUUUUCUUCUACUCGAGCGAUGGUAAAUAUAUGAUAAAAACGAUGACAAAUGCUGAAAGCAAGUUCUUGAGGAGAAUUCUGCCACAUUACUUUCGGCACUGUGUUCAAAAUCCUAAUACACUAAUUACAAAGUUCUUGGGAAUGUAUCGUGUGAAGCUGUAUCAUUUACGUCGAAACGUCAAGUUCGUCAUCAUGAAUUCGGUCUAUUACACAGACAAGAGCUUGCAAAUAUUUUACGAUCUAAAGGGUUCUGAAAUAGGCCGAGAGGCAAAACCAGGACAAGAUGUGCUGAAGGACAACGACUUGAGGAAAAUUCUACCAGAGCAGGCCUUUUCAUUUCAUCCUGAUGUCCGGAAACGUGUUAGGCAACAGGUGGUAUCUGAUUGCUCAUUUCUUAGCAGAAUGCAGAUUAUGGAUUACUCAAUGCUGAUCGGAAUCCAUCACAUACCUCCACGACAAGGAAAUAACCGCGGGAUUCAUUCUGAAUCUGGUUUUCGUGCAUCUGGAAUAAAAAAUGAACCAAAGCUUCCUGCUCGGGUUUCGAAGGGCCAAGGAGUAGAUUCCGAGUCUGCCGCAGCCGCGUCUUUGAAUGGAGACUGUAAAGAUCCUAGCAUCUCGGCUCCAAAACAAGGAAACGCCGAGUCAUCAAAGGGAGCGACAAAGGAAUUUCACGAGGCUUCGUCAAAAAACUACGAAUAUCCUCUUGAUGAAGACGACGACUGCAGCUAUCUCGAGGGAUCAAUGCCUUCUGGUAUGAAAAGUCCAUCGCCAAGCGGUGCAAAGAUUCAACAGCAUCCAGCGCUUGUUGAUGUUGAGCUGAAGAAAGAACAAACAAUAGAACAGAUUUAUUGGCCUUUCCACAGAUUCUAUGAUAUCAAUGGAUUGCGAAGGAUGCAACCAAGGCAGGCUGCUGACGAGAAGGGCGAUCAGCUUGCAAAAGCUUGGAAAAUACCAGAUUUUAUGCCUCCGCUGUCAAACAGAAAAGACGGUGGGCUCAUGAUGGAUACUUCUGGCAUUGGUGGGCCAGGGAUAUUUCACGGGCCAAAAGGCGAUCGGCCUCAUGAAGGAAAGAUAUUCUUCAUGGGCAUCAUAGAUAUUCUCCAGCAGUACAAUGCACGAAAGCGAGUCGAAACAUCUUAUCGCAAGAUGGAAAAUAGCGAGGGACUCGAGCCAAGCUGUGUAAGCCCAGACGAUUAUGCUGAUCGAUUCAUCACCUUUUUCGACCAGUAUUCACAGACUGCUCGCCCAAAAAAUGCCAAGAACGAAGAAAAGACUGAAAUAGAGGCCACAAUUAUUGACAAGAAUAUGGUCAAUGCAGUGAGGAUUGAUGUAAAAGAGUGA
Cylindrotheca closterium is the source of this 2604-nucleotide messenger RNA. The record is from the annotation of a GenBank genome assembly. NCBI's taxonomy places the organism in Eukaryota, Bacillariophyta, Bacillariophyceae, Bacillariales, Bacillariaceae.